AUGACUACUCCGGCUGGGUCAGGGCCUGUGGCCCCUCUUCAGCUCACCCCGCUAGAGCGACCAGCCUUUGCUGCACUGUUCGCAGCCGCCGAUCCCGCCUCGAGUGGCAUCAUCACCGGAUCCUCGGCUGUACAAUUCUUUUCCAAGUCUAGACCCGCACUGGAUGGCACAGUUCUGGGCGCUAUCUGGAGCCUCGCAGAUCGCGCAAAUAAUGGUUUCCUGGGCAAAGCGGAAUGGGCCGUCGCAAUGCGUCUGCUCGGGCACGCCCAGCGUGGUACCGCGGCGGACCAAUUGGAAGGUAUGCUCUCCCAGCCUGGACCGCCGCCUAGCUUUGAGGGUGUCACGCUCCCGGGCGCUCAGGCUACGCCGACUCGGGCGAGCUCUGUUGCUCAAGUGCCACAAGUUUCGCCGGCAGAUCGAGCGCGAUACACUCGCAUCUUUGCCAGCUCUGGACCUGUCAACGGUCUACUAGACGGUGAGUAAGGCUGCAUGGAGAGGGUAUCAUGUCUCAAGGCUGACGUCGGUACCUGACUCUCGCUCUUCAGGCGAGAAAGCAAAGGGCAUUCUGGUCCGCUCGAAGCUCCCUUUCGACCAGCUUGGUCAAAUCUGGGGACUUGCGGAUACACGAUCUCGCGGCGCUCUGGACUUGACGGAUUUCAUCAUCGCCAUGCACUUCCUGCAAGCUUCGAUGAAUGGCUCGCUCGGUAGCGCUGGGCUUCCUGCGACCCUACCACCGGGUCUCUACGAGCAGGCCGCCGUAGGCGCUGCUGUCCCUCCUGGCAGUCCCUCUCGUGGCUUGACAGCGCAGCAUACUGGCGGCAGUAUUCCCGGUGGUAUUCCGCGGCAGCUCACUGGGCAGGGUUUCUCCCAAGCGCCCACCUCUCCACCCGCUUCUACCAUCCGCCAGCCUUUAGGAGCAAGACCCUCUGGUUUCUUGAGUCCACAGCAGACGGGCGCUGCUGUAGUGCCCACGCUGGCAGGCGACUGGCUUGUUAGUCCUGCAGAUAAGGCGAAGGCGGAUCGAUUCUUCGACGGGCUGGAUACCGAGCGUAAAGGUACGCUGGAGGGUCAAGCUGCUGUGCCUUUCUUUAUGCAGAGCGGUCUUCCAGAAGCAACUCUUGCCCACGUCUGGUGAACUUGAUCGAUGUAGCGUCUACCUCAGAUCGCAUGUGACACUGACGAGAGUCGUUCCUUCUCGCAGGGAUCUGUCCGACAUCACACAGUCUGGUAAUCUGAGCCGGGAGGAAUUUGCUGUGGCAAUGCACCUCAUCAAUGGGGCUUUGACGGGAUCGCAAUUGCCUCAAGAGCUUCCAGCUGGUUUGAUUCCGCCCAGUCUACGGGGCCGAGAUCUUCCGGCUGCCGUCAAUCCUCAAGAGUCUGACACCCAGAAAGAUCUGUUUAGUCUUAUGGACGACGACGAACCCGCCGCACUUCCAGUCAAUCCUGCCAGUGCCUUUGUCAAGCCAACAUCUUCGGUAUCUGCUGUUCCGCCGCCUCCCGCACCGAAGGGCACCGGACCUUUCGACGACGAAUUCUUCAGCGGGCCUGCGGCAGCUGCAGCUACCCCAAGCGCUCUGUCGCCUGCCGUCACCGGCAACAAUUCCGCAAUCCGAGCUGCAGCGUCACCUGUGCCGCCAGUUACCGACGCUUCGGCCGAGGUGGGCAACAGGAGACUGGCUCUGGACAGCACAAACAAAGCGCUCACCGGGCUGCAAAGUAAACGGGCCGAACUCGAGCAGACCGUAAGCACGAACUCUACAGAUAUCGCUGAGCUCGAAUCGCGUCUGACCGUCGUGCGAGCAACUCAUGACAAGGAGUCUGCCGCAGUGAAGACACUCCAAGAGAGAGCGACCUCACAGGCAGGUGAGCUCAAGACGCUCCGCGAAGAGACGAUUCGGGCGGAAAGCGACCUUUCAGCUCUGCGAGCUGAAAAGGACGAGAUAGAGCAGACUGUGCUCCGCGAUCGCGAGGACGUGCGCGAUAUGAAGAAGCGUAUGGCAGAGCUGCAGGCCGAGAACAACACACUUCGUACUGCGCUCGAGAAGCUUCGAAAGGAAGCUCGUCAGCAGAAGGGCUUGACUGCAAUCUCGAGGAAGCAAUUAUCAUCUGCAGAGAGCGAAGGCGACAAGCUCCGCUCCGAUAUUUCUGCUGUCGAGAGCGGAGAAGUGCUCGAGAGCGGUGAUCACCCAACCACAGGGGCUGGUCAAACGCCUGCAAGCGUGACGUCUCCCGUGCUCAGUCCAGCAGGCAGCAUCCGCAGCACGAAUCCGUUCGAUCGUUUUCACGCUGCCAACGCGGAGUCCGCUCCAGGCACUCCUCAUGCACGCACAGCUUCUUUGGCAGCUGGCGUUGCUGCAGCGGGUGGGGCUCUGGGUCUCGCAGGCGCAGCUGUGACGCACGCAGGGGCACAGGCAGGCGCGGAUGCGGGUGCCACGCCAACAGCGCCGCCUGCAGCUGCCAACGAUGUGGAUCCAUUCGGUGUACCCAAGCCAGGUCUUGGUCCCACGCCGCCACAAGAGAGCAACGCUGCCUUCGAUGAUGAUUUUGGGCAAGCUGAAAUGGACAGCGAGGCACCCAAGCAGGUUGUUGCCGCACCUUCGCUGGAGCGCAAAACGACCGGUGGAUCAGCCUUCGACGAAGCGUUCGCUGAUCUUGAGGGCGAGUCGGUUGCUCUCCCUCCUACUACGAUCGCCGAGGCGGCGGACGUGCAACCCAUCGCGGAACACACAACUGCUCCAGUAACGGCCGCCGCUGAGAGCGUCACGGCUCCCGCUGACGCGUUCCAAGACUUUGAAGACAGCUUUGCGCCUCCCGGUGCCAUCGGCGCGGUCAGCGAGGGUGCUGCUGAGAUACCGCCCACUGCUGCGUCACCUGCCUCGAAAAAGCGCGAAGUCCUUGGCGACGGGGGGUUUGCCGCGCACUCCAUCCUCGCAGAUCAUCCGCCCGCUGCUGAGCCAUCACUCGGCGUCUCAGAGUUCAAGGGCAAAGAGCCACGAAGAGACGAAGAGGAUGCGGACAGCUCGGAUGAUGAUGAAGGGCCUGAAGACAUUGAGCGCGUUACCUCGCCUGAAGAGGCAGGCUUGGGCAAGACACCCCAGGCACCUCUGGCGUCCCUGCCACCCGCGAUUACCACGACGCAAGCGGCUGAGCGGUUCCCUGAACUAGAUGAGGGCAACGUUAUGCCCGUUUCGUCUUCGCUUGAAGCCGCUUCAGGCCCUACGACAGCCCCUCUCACCGCUCAGACGACUGGAGAUGAUACGUUUGUGGAUGCUCCGUCCGAAACUCCCAACACGGCUAGCGGCUUUGGAGCAUCGCAGUGGGCGAAUGCGUCGGGCGUGACUAAUACUGCCUCAUCUAACGGUGCCCCUUCAGAAGACUUUGGGCACGAGCGAUUCACCACGGCUGCAGAGCCGGCUCUCGCCUCCAGUGCAGGUAUAGCGCAGCCCUCGAACGCCAGCGAGCGCUCGUUGAGCCCUGGCGUAACCAAGAAUCGACGCGCACCCCCUCCGAAGCCCGUGCGCAACACUGCAGCAAGUGCGGACGCCAGCAGUCCUUUCCAGGAGACUGUUGCUUUGCCAGCGGCGGUGGACGAGUUCGGUAUUGCAGCAACUACAGGCGCGCAAGUUACAAGGGGUCCUUCUACGGCGACUUCUUUCGACGACUUUGACUCGGCCUUCGAGGACUUGGGUCCGGCUGCUCCUGCUACCAAUACGGCUACUUCCACCAGUACUGGUGCGCCUCCCUUGCCUAGUUUCGACGACGCAUUCGGGGACGCAGAUGGAUUCGACUUCGUUCCGUCCUUCAGCACAUCUAACGGGCAAACGGCACCGAAUGCUGCUGCGCCGAUCACUGCACGUGGAACGACUCCGCCAGCAAACGACGCCUUUGGCAGUGCAUUUCCACAGACUGCUCAGGCGGCCCCCAGCUCGGAUGCGAUUCCUGGCGGGUUCGGAUUCGAUGACUUUGCUGCAUCAUUCAACGCAAGCUCCGGCGCCAAUGGAGCUGAGCAAAACAGCAACACGAGCAGCGGAUUCUCAUUUGCGGAUGAAUUCAACCCUACUCCCGCCAUGGCCGCGCCCAGCACAGGCGGACCUUAUCUCCCACCACCAGGUCCUCCUCCCGCGUCAGGUCUAGCGCCCUCUUCUGCAGCGCCCCCUUCGCUGCCUGGCCGAGGAGGCGGUGUCAGUCCAGCCCCCUCUCCUGCUGCCGCCGAUGAUGCUGGACCAGUCAGACAAUUGUGCGCGAUGGGCUUCUCGAGGGAAAAAGUGAUUCAAGCGCUGGAAAAGAGCAACUACAAGGUGGAUAGAGCGCUCGAGAGACUCCUUGCUGCCGCUUGA
Ceraceosorus bombacis is the source of this 4337-nucleotide messenger RNA. The record is from the annotation of a GenBank genome assembly. NCBI's taxonomy places the organism in Eukaryota, Fungi, Basidiomycota, Exobasidiomycetes, Ceraceosorales, Ceraceosoraceae.